Molecule: messenger RNA, 3260 nt
Organism: Caenorhabditis auriculariae
Lineage: Eukaryota; Metazoa; Nematoda; Chromadorea; Rhabditida; Rhabditidae
Source: the annotation of a GenBank genome assembly
AUGAAGCCGUGUUUCGUGGGACUGUCUGAUUGAAUUUCAAAUUUUUUGAUGGGAAACUUUAGAUGUAAAUGAGAAGAGAAGUCUAGGGGAAAAACAGAAAAUCGGAAGAUUAUUGAUUUUUCGUUGAAUUUCAGUCAGAGCCCAAUCAAUAUCUGUUGUCUUUCGUCCGGGCCUACGGACGGCGUUACAUUAUUCAUCCGGUGACUUUGUGAGUGUUUUUCUACUUAAGUUACCACUUAGAUGACGCUAGGAGUUUUCUGGGAAAAUUUAAGCUUUAGGCAGAUUUUCAGUAAGAAUUAUUGAAACGGAUCUUCUCAAGAGGACAUUUUUAACCAUGUGGUUUUUUUCAUAAUGCUGCCAAAGCCAUUUUCGAUAAAAUCGAUGAGAUUUAGAAAAAAUGAGGAUUUACCUUCAGACAUUGGUGACGUGAAACGUUUCUAGUGACCACUAUAGUAGCGUUAGCGCUCUUGAGUGAUCCCUAGAAUUGCUGGUAAAAGCCCGGUUUUUGUUACCGAGGUCCGAGAAGCCAUUGAAGACGAAUGUUCGCCAGAGCGCAUUUGCAUUUUGCAGCAAGAGCAACAAAAGUCUGACCGACUACAAAAUCGAUUACGUCCGGCUCGAUGAUUCACGGACGUUGGAGUACUCGGACGAGUUUCCUCCAGGUCCUUUUUUUCUCGGUUCCUAAAGGAGUUUGGUCAGAGUAAAGCAUAAGAUUUUAGAUUUUUAUGCGAUUUCGUAGAGCUUUUUCGAAUAUAAAAAACUGGAGAAUGUAGAAAGGCUUGUAUUUUUAUGGAAAAUCUUGUUUUGAACUUAGUGAAGGAUCGGUGUACACAAAGUUGCUUACCGUAAUCCGGUAUUCAAAAAUUACCUGACCAUUUUCUUAACAGAUCUAAUCAAAUCAGAAGCUUUCACGGCAGGAAAUCCCUUCUAGGACCGUAAUCCGAUAUUCAAAAAAAGAGAAAUUACUCUAACGAAAAAUGGGAGUGAACUCCCGAAAAAAAGUGAACUUUUCGUUGAUCUUUUUCGGUGCCCCCGUUGUCACCCCGAAAUAGCGUGCACCCCUGGGGCAACCGGUCAGAAAUAAGAAGCUGUUUUUGAGCUACCGUAACAGCCUAGGAUGAACCUGUAAAAAAUGGGGAUAUUAGGGAACAGUUCACUUCAUAAAUCGUGUACAAGAGUAAGUACCUUGAUAGGCAUUUGAAAACGGGGUAAAUCCCUGGUUACACUGCGGGGGGUGCACCGAGAGUUUGACGCGGGGUGCACCGAGAGUUUGACGCGGAGUGCACCGAGAGUUUGACUCAGGGUGCACCGAGAGUUUGACGCGGGGUGCACCGAGAGUUUGACGUAGGGGUGCACCGAGAGUUUGACGCAGGGCGCACCGAGAGUUUGACGCAGAGUGCACCGAGAGUUUGACGCGGAGUGCACCGAGAUUUUGACGCGGAGUGCACCGAGAUUUUGACGCAGGGUGCACCGAGAGUUUGACGCGGGGUGCACCGAGAGUUUGACGUGGGGUGCACCGAGAGUUUGACGUGGGGUGCACCGAGAGUUUGACGCAGGGCGCACCGAGAGUUUGACGCAGAGUGCACCGAGAGUUUGACGCGGGGUGCACCGAGAGUUUGACGUGGGGUGCACCGAGAGUUUGACGCAGGGCGCACCGAGAGUUUGACGCAGAGUGCACCGAGAGUUUGACGCGGAGUGCACCGAGAUUUUGACGCAGGGUGCACCGAGAGUUUGACUCAGGGUGCACCGAGAGUUUGACGUGGGGUGCACCGCAACUUUUGUUAGGAUCUCGGAUCUUGGUAACGCGCCCCGGACGUGUCGGAGCAUAUCUAGAGACCACUUUAGUAGCGUCAGCCCGCUUAAGUGAUCCCUAGAUGCUCAGUAACGUCCGGUUUUGGUUACCGGGGUCCGAGGACGAUCAAUUUUUAUCUCCCUAGAGCAACUUUGCUGCGAAAUGUGUUUCUUGUGGGACUUCAAACCUUACAAACACCUUUUUUCGAGUAUUUUGCCUUCAAAAGGGAUAUUCGAAGAAUUUCAAGUAGCUUUAUUCCAAGGAAAAGCUCUGCUAGGUGACAUUGAUCAGAUAAAUCUUAUGUUUUACUGGUCGUUCUUUGGAUAUCCCUUCGAAUUUCAGGCUGCUCAAGACAGUCAACAUUCAUGUCAAGUGACCGGCACGUUUGGUUCUUGUUCCGUUGCGAUUGGUACACUUAUAAGUGAGAUUUUUGGAAUACUAACUAAAAUUCGUGAAAAACAAAUGGACACGGACUUCGAAAACCUUUAGUAUUGAAGAAAAACAAACAUUUUAUGAAAAAAUCGGGGAAAACAGGACUUUUUUGAUUUGCCGCUCUAAUCAGCAAAUAAGGCACCAAGUGCGCUCUGCUGAUAAUGAUGAAAAGAAGCCGCGAUAUUUGAUAAUGGUCUCGGACCUAAUGAAAACGUUUCUGAGUAGUUCUAGGGAUCACUUAGGAGUGCUGACCCUACUAAAGUGGUCACUAGGAAUGCUCGGACACAUCCAAGGCGCGUCCGGUUCGCGAUAUCAAGGUCUGAGUCGGUAACGCAAACCAAACGCGCCCGGGACGCUUCUGAAAAGUUCUAGGGAUCACUUAAGAGAUCUUACUCUUCUAGAGUGGUCACUAGGAAUACUCCGAACACGUCCGAUUCGUGUCCGGUUCGCGUUACCAAGGUCCGAGUCGGUAACGCAAACCAAACGCGCCUGGGACGCUUCUGAGAAGUUCUAGGGAUCACUUAAGAGAUCUUACUCUUCUAGAGUGGUCACUAGGAAUACUCCGAACACGUCCGAUUCGUGUCCGGUUCGCGUUACCGAAGUCCGAAUCGGUUUUAAAGACUGAUUUUCACUCUUUAACGCCAAUGACUCUGCUUUUGAAAUGAAAAUAGCCGCGUAUAAGUUUCAAGUGUGCUCUACUGAUAAAUAAUCGAAGGAUGAAAGCCGCGGUUCUCACAACUCUGACAUGCGGCAAAGGCCGCCACAACUCUUCCUCAGACACGCUAUUUCGUCGUUAUCUAGCUGCGACGGAAAAGCGUAGGUCAGAGAAACAGCUGUGGCGGCCUUUAUGCGCCCCAUGACAGAGAAAUUCCGGCUGAAAAUUAGCUCUAUUUGAAACUGACAUGAAAAGCCUUUUUGACGCCUCCAAAUUUUCAGAGUCUACGAGCUUCGUACCUUUCUGUUGCUAUCAGAUGACGGAAAAAGGAUUUUGCGUACCAAUUUCACACUGAGUAAGCUAUCAAUUGAAGCUCUCUGA